GUCUAAGAGGUAUACCCAAAGCGGGUUAUAUAUGUAUAUUAACGUAUUUUAUUAUAAAGUACCGUACAAUUAUGUUAUUUGGAUUCUUCAAAUUCAAAUGUUACUCGGGGAUUUUGAUCAUGCUGCUGCCAUGUUGCCAUGUUAUCUGUAAGGUUUAUCCAUCUAUUUUACACUUUCAAUUUGCAUGGAAUCCAUGUAUCAAGUGGAUCUCUCUUAGUAACGGGCUAGGUAUGCUUAGCAUGGAGCCCUCGGUGGGAAUUGAAUUUUCAGGUGCCCUAAGGAAAAGAGACCCACAUGAGCUCUUCAUUGGUGUACAAUUUGGGUCUUUCAGGGAUCAUGCCGUCUUGUUAUCUCCACGGGUUGCGGUCAUCGAACAAACACAAUUCGCGGCAAUCCAUCACGGUCUAUCAAUACGAAGAGUUUUGUCGAACUUGUCGAGUCAGGCAAUACACACCUGCACUUAUACAUCCCACAUUAUCCCACAUAAAAUUCAACUUUUUUUUUCUUUUUUUUCACAUACCGACAAAAUAGACUAGGGGAAAUACGCCGGUGGUGGUAUAUGUGAUAUAAUUCUUUCUUCACAUCGAACUUAUCCAAAUUCGGCAGCUCUUCGUCACUCAAGAUCAUCAGACUUUGUCUCUCAUUGGCCUGGUUACCUUUAUAUCGUGUCUUUUCUUCGUCACCUGCAGAUUUACU
Molecule: messenger RNA, 696 nt
Organism: Hypoxylon trugodes
Lineage: Eukaryota; Fungi; Ascomycota; Sordariomycetes; Xylariales; Hypoxylaceae
Exons: 1
Coding region: 72-536 (154 amino acids)
Source: RefSeq, a predicted model, not a curated record